Messenger RNA from Talpa occidentalis (Iberian mole), 4816 nucleotides. RefSeq names its product coiled-coil domain containing 88B (gene CCDC88B). The transcript has 27 exons. Gene Ontology annotation, cellular component: centrosome; cytoplasm. Gene Ontology annotation, molecular function: microtubule binding; dynein light intermediate chain binding. The record is from RefSeq and is a predicted model, not a curated record. The coding region runs from base 1 to 4419 and encodes 1472 amino acids. NCBI's taxonomy places the organism in Eukaryota, Metazoa, Chordata, Mammalia, Eulipotyphla, Talpidae. Gene Ontology annotation, biological process: cytoplasmic microtubule organization; cytoskeleton-dependent intracellular transport.
AUGGAUGGGGGCAACGGGCCCAGACUCAGAGACUUCCUGAAUGGGAGCCUGGCCACCUGGGCCUUGGGACUGGCUGGACUGGUGGGGGAGGCCGAGGAGUCAGAGGAGCCAGAGGGGGCCGAAGAGGAGGAAGGAGGGGGGCUCCUCUGCCCUGAGAAGAGCUUCCUGCGCCUCAGCGAUGGGGCCCUGCUCCUGCGGGUGCUGGGCAUCAUUGCCCCCAGUUCCCGAGGGGGACCCCGGAUGGUCAGGGGCCAUGACCGCCCUGCAGCCAGGCGGGUGCAGAAUCUGAACCACCUAUGGUGCCGUCUGAGGGACUUCUACCAGGAGGAGCUGCAGCUGCUAAUCCUGUUGCCACCCCCGGACCUCCAGACGCUGGGGUUUGACCCCUUCUCAGAGGAGGCGCUGGAGGCACUGGAGGGCAUCCUGCGGCUGCUGCUGGGGGCCUCAGUGCAGUGUGAGCACCGGGAACUCUUCAUUCGGCACAUCCAGGGCCUCAGCCUUGAGGUCCAGAGCGAGCUGGCUGAUGCCAUCCAGCAGGUGACGCAGCCUGGGGCAGGUUUGGUGCUGGCGCUGGCUGGGCCAGAGCCUGGGGACCUGGCCCCUGUGGAGCUGGAAACGUUGUCCCGGAGCCUGCUGGGGACACUGCUGAGGCUGGCUCGAGAGCGCGACCUGGGGGCCCAGCGGCUGGCUGAACUGCUGCUGGAACGAGACUCAGCCCCCUUGUUGCCUGAGGCUCCUGCCAGGACUCCCCCCGAGGGGCCCUCGCACCAUCUGACCCUGCAGCUGGCCAACGUCAAGGCCCAGUUGCGGCGCCUACGGCUGGAGCUGGAGGAGAAGGCUGAGUUGCUGCUGGACUCCCAGGCGGAGGUGCAGGGCUUGGAGGCUGAAAUUCGGAGGCUGCGUCAAGAGGCCCAGGCGCUGUCGGGUCAGGCCAAAAGGGCUGAGCUGUACCGCGAGGAGGCAGAGGCGCUGCGGGAGCGGGUCGGCCGCCUGCCCCGCCUGCAGGAGGAGCUGCGGCGCUGCCGGGAGCGGUUGCAAGUGGCUGAGGCCUGCCGGGGCCAGCUGGAGGAGGAGCGGGUACUCUCGGGGGCUUUGGAGGCCUCGAAGGUCCUGCUGGAGGAGCAGCUGGAGGCCGCUCAGGAGCGCUGUGCUCGCUUGCAUGAGACCCAGCGUGAAAACCUACUACUGCGGACUCGACUCGGCGAGGCCCAUGCGGAGCUGGCCUCUCUGCGGCAUCAGGUGGACCAGCUGGCCGAGGAGAAUGUGGAGCUGGAGCUGGAGCUUCAGCGUGGCCUGGAGCCACCCCCAGGCUCGCCUGAGGAGGCUCCCCUGCCAGGCGCUGCCCCCUCGCUGCAUGAUGAGGUACGGGAGGCAGAGGCCGGGCGCCUGCGCACCCUGGAACUGGAGAAUCAGGAGCUCCGAGGCCUGUUACAGGUGCUGCAGGGGCAGCCCGCUGGCCAGCCCCCCCUGCUGGAGGAGCAGAGCGAGGACCCCAUGGUUCCAGAGCAGGACAUGGCUGCCCAGCCCUGCCCGGCAGACCACCGUGGCCCCCAGGGCUUGGUGGGUCAAACUGGGGUUGAAGGCCCCCGGGUCUUGGGCCUGGCUCUCCCAGCAUCAGACUCAGCUCUUGAGGGGUUAGCUGAGUGUUCCCAAGCAUCUGAUUCAGACCCACACGUGCUGGAGAGGCCCCGCCAGAGCACUGCCAUGGCCCCCCAGCCCACAGAUUUAAUGCCCCUGGAGUCAGGCCCCACUGUGAACACACAGGAGUCUCUGGAGACGGCUGGCCAUGGACCUUCUCUCCAGACCCCUGCCUCCACCACCCCGCCUCAGGGUCCAGAGAUCAAAAUUCAAGCCCAGGUGUUGCCAGGAGGAGAGACAGGGAAGUCUGUGCCCGAGGCUCAGGGGCUGAGAUGGGAGGGUCCUGAGCACAAGCUGGGACCCUUGGAGUGCAGCAUCCAGGAGCAGCUGGGGGAGCAGGACAGCUCUAGCCAGGGGCUGGGCCUACCCAAGGAACAAUCAGAGGCCAGAGAGCAUGAGCAGAGGCCAAAGGAGAUGGUUGGGGACCCAGCCCAGCAAAAACCACACCUGAAAUCCGAAGGGGCUCCUGAGGUCCGGGUCUGGGAGGGGCUGACCCCAGGGGAGGUCCUAGCCAGUGCUGUCCCAGAACAGGCAGCCAUCAGGGAGGAGGUGGCACAGCUGAGGAGAGAGGCUGAAGUCCUUCGCGCUGAGCUAGAGGCCCAGGCCCGGAGGCUGGAGGCCCGAGGCUCGGAGGCUGCCCGCCUCUCCGAGGACUUGGCCCAGGCACGGAAGGCAGAGGCCGAGGCCCACCAGGAGGCAGAGACCCAGGCGGGGGAGCUAGCUCGGUUGAGGGAGGCCGUGGAGGCAGCUGGCCGGGAGCUGGAGGCUGCCUCUCGGGAGCGGGAGGCCUUAGCAGAGGCACUGACAGCCUCAGGCCGAGAACGGAGGCAGUGGGAACGCGAGGGGCCCAGGCUGCGGGCCAGGGCAGAGCUGGCCGAGGAGCGGGUGCAUGUGCUGGAGAGCGAGAGCCGCCAACACCAGGAGGAGGUGGAGAGGGAGCGCCAGGAGAGGCAGGCCCUCAAGGAGGAGCUCGAGAAGGCUGUGCAGCGGGGCCAGGAGCUGGGUGCCCGGCUGGAGCGUCUGCAGGGGGAGCUGGAGCAGGCGGCUGUGGAGCGUCAGGAAUUUCUGCGGCAACAGGAGAGUCAGCAUGAGAGGUACCAGAGCCUAGAGCAGCAGCUGGAAUCUGAGUUGCGGGCAGCAGCGACCAGCAAGGAGGAGGCCCUGAGGGAGCUCAAGACUCGGGCCCUGCAGCUGGAGGAGGAGCUGUUCCAGCUACGCCAGGGCCCCGUGGGGCUGGGCCCAGAGGAGCACCCUGAGCCGAAGGUCGCAGAGGCCCAGAGUGGGCGUCUCAUUGAGGUGGAGCGCAACAAUGCAACUCUAGUAGCCGAGAAGGCGGCUCUGCAGGGGCAGUUGCAGCACCUGGAGGGGCAGCUGGGAAGCCUGCAGGGUCGUGCCCAGGAGCUGCUGCUGCAGAGUCAGCGCGCACAGGAGCACAGCAACCGCCUGCAGGCUGAGAAGUCCGUCCUGGAGGUGCAGGGCCAGGAGCUGCACAGGAAGCUGGGGAUGCUGGAGGAGGAGGUGCAGGCAGCGCGGCGGUCCCAGGAGGAGACCCGCGGACAGCAGCAGGCCCUGCUGCGGGACCACGAGGCUCUGGCCCAGCUGCAGCGGCGGCAGGAGGCCGAGCUGGAGGGGCUGCUGGUCCGGCACCGCGAUCUCAAAGCCAACAUGCGGGCGCUGGAGCUGGCCCAUCGGGAGCUACAGGGCCGGCACGAACAGCUGCAGGCGCAGAGGGCCAGCGUGGAGGCUCAAGAGAUGGCCCUGCUGGCAGAGCGAGAGCGUCUGAUGCGGGACGGGCAUCGCCAGCAGGGCCUGGAGGAGGAGCUGCGGAGGCUGCAGAGUGAGCACGACAGAGCUCAGGCGCUGCUGGCGGAGGUGUCGCGGGAGCGAGGGGAGCUGCAGGGGGAGCGCGGGGAGCUGCGGAGCCGGCUGGCACGGCUGGAGCUGGAGCGGGCGCAGCUGGAGGCGCAAAGCCAGCGGCUGCGCGAGUCCAACCAGCAGCUGGACCUGAGCGCCUGCCGGCUGACCACGCAGUGUGAGCUGCUGACCCAGCUGCGGAGCGCCCAGGAAGAGGAGAACCGGCAGCUGCUGGCCGAGGUGCAGGCCCUGAGCAAGGAGAACCGCGAGCUGUUGGAGCGCAGCCUGGAGAGCAGGGACAACCUGCACCGCGAGCAGCGGGAGUACCUGGACCAGCUCAACGCCCUGCGCCGUGAGAAGCAGAAGCUGGUGGAGAAGAUCAUGGACCAAUACCGCGUGCUGGAGCCCGGGCCCCUGCCCCGGACCAAGAAGGGCAGCUGGCUGGCAGACAAGGUGAAGAGGCUGAUGCGGCCCCGGCGGGAGGGGGGCCUCCAAGGAGUCCCGCGCCUGGGGGCCGAUGGGGCUGGCAGCACCGAGAGCCUGGGGGGCCCCCCAGAGGUGGAACUCUCCGAGGGCAGGGAGGCAGAUGGGACAGGGUCCCCAUCCCCGGCACCCAUGCGCCGGGCCCAGAGCUCCCUCUGCCUGCGGGAUGAGACUCUGGCAGGUGGGCAGCGGCGGAAACUCAGCUCGAGAUUCCCUGUGGUGCGAGGUUCUGAGUCAUUCAGCUCCGGUGACACCCCCAGGCAGAGAUUUCGACAGCGCAGACCAGGGCCCCUGGGGACGACCAGCUCCCUCGGCGAAGGACCCUACCUGCGAUGGGACAACUCUGUUGAGACCCUGGAGGAACAUGAAGCAGAUGCCAACCGAGAGGGCCUCGAGGUGCAGGAACCGGAGAAACGUCCUCUCACCCCUUCCCUCAGCCAGUGACGUCCCGUGGCCCGGGAGCUGGGGAGCGCCGUCCUCUUCCCGCUGGAGCAUCAGUGGGGGCUCCAGGCAGCCCAAGAGCUUGGGGAGCCUGGGCUUCUGGAGCCGGUCCUUGGACAAGGAGUCCUGCACCUGGUCCCAGAGAUGCAGCUGGGAGGAGCCUGAGGACAGGGGCGAUGGCUGGCCCACAAGAGUGGGGCCUCGCCGGGGCUCUGGCUAUGCCACGAGGCCCUCGCUGAGGCGGUGGUCUCUGGAAGACCCCCCAGCGGAAGGGGGCUGGCGGGAGUGAGCGGAAGCACCUUACUGCCCUGGCCAGGACCGCUCCCUGGGGUCUGUGGCCUGGACACACCUCUGAGCGUGGCUGGACAGAGGGGGCAUGAGAAUAAAGCUGAAUGCGGAG